Messenger RNA from Platichthys flesus (European flounder), 2937 nucleotides. Its product is annotated as serine protease FAM111A-like. Bases 181 to 1800 code for a protein of 539 amino acids. The transcript is spliced from 3 exons. The record is from RefSeq and is a predicted model, not a curated record. Lineage: Eukaryota; Metazoa; Chordata; Actinopteri; Pleuronectiformes; Pleuronectidae.
AAUACUCCAUCUGGCUUAGGCACCUUCCCAUCUGAGUGACAUGAGGUAUAUAAUGGGAGGAGGAGCUGUUGAAAGUCUCAUUCGCGGAAGAAGUUUGACACGUACACACCUCGGUGACUCAGCACAAAGAACCAGGAGAGACUAUAAGAUCCUAAUUCAGCUGAAAACCACGUGAUAAGAAUGGAACCUAAAUCGGAACCAAUGGACAAAAGUUUUGAGGAAGAGAAACCACAUCCAACCCAUUCUUUCAAGUGGACAUUUAAAGGGAAGAAACCCACAUUAUUCUCCUGCAACAGAGCUGGAACUGUGGAGGACUCACUGAAAAGGAAUCCACAAUUUGAGGGAAUAGCUAAAAAGAACCAAGGCAAAGAGCUUGUUCUUCUCAGGAAUGGGAAGGCUAUUUGUUCACACUUUCCAUGCAGCUUAAUUAAAGAUGAGUGUUUAACUGUCAAGUUUAUCAAAGCUGUAAACACGCCAGGGAAAAAAGCUGAUGGCUCUGCUCAUGUCAGACGAAAGGGCUCAUCUGAUGAAAUUGUGUUGUUUCAUGUACGGGUGAUGGGGGGGGAGGGUGUAAGGUACAUCUUGAAGAACCCAGACUUAAAAAACGAGGUUCACGAAAUGACCCUUUUCGCGUAUAAAGGGGAAACGGUAGAGCAAGCUCUGAGACGAGAUUCUCGAUUUCUGGAUAUUGUAUUCGAAAAGAAAUGCAUGCUCUCUACUGAUGACUUUGUCGUGGACAUGUCCAAUCUGGUGGAUGACCUAGGUGGCAAAAUUUACACAAUCACAGAGGACGCUGAAGAAAAGCAGGAUCCUUCAGAGCAGUCAGUGAAUGACAAUACCGACACAAGUGGUCACACGGCAGCAGAACCAACCUCAGUGCACAGCUCAGAAACAGUGAGGACUUACCUCUCUUCACAGUUUGAGAAUUUUAUAAAUGGGGAGAAAACUGUUCCGUUUGGGGAUAAUACCCUUCCUAUAACGGAAAUCUUGCAUGUGGAGUAUGAAAAAAAUGCUCAGACAUGCAGAGAAUGGAAAUUAAAGAAGGAACUGAUGGGUUUCAGUAAUUCGGUUUGUCAGGUUAUAAUAAACGGGAGGGCACUAGGCAGUGGCUUUCUCCUAUUUGAACGGUCUGUCCUCACAAAUGCCCAUGUGGUCAAAGACGUUUAUAAUGACAGUGAAAAGGAGCUUAAUACCAAGGUCAUUGUCCAUUUCUCUUAUGAGAGUCAAUAUCAGAUGGAGAGUGGACAGGAUUCAGUUGACGUAGAAGUAGAGGAGGUCGCUUUCUUUGAAUACUGUCCUGAGAAGAUGUAUGACUGGGCUUUGUUAAAGCUCAGGGCUGGUGUGAACUUGCCUCCUGCUCUGAACAAUACUUUUUCAGAGGCUAACCAAAGCACUGGUGUUUGCAUCAUCGGGCACACUGAUGGUGGAGUGAAAAAAAUAGAUCCAUGCUUGAGUAUUGCACCUGAAAACCAGAACCAGGAUGUGAAGAAGAGCAGCCUCAUUUAUCACGACAAAACUAAAUUGAUUACUCCGCGUUACUUUGAAAGUGUGGCAGAAUCUGUUGAGCCUCACAAAACUUGUUUUAAUGAAGGGUUGUCUGGCGCUCCUGUCUUUGAUAAGGACUUCAACAUUAUAGCAAUGCAUUCAGGCGAGUUUACGUACAGAGAGAACAAAACAGAGACAAGAAAGAGUGUGAUAGAGUAUGGCUAUCCUUUGUUUGACAUCUUUGACCACAUAGACUUUCGGGAGCAGCAAUAUAUCAUUUGGUCAGAGCUGCAUGAAGACGAUGAGUACUGUUAAGAAACUGGUUGAGAGUAGAAACCUCAAAGCAUUCAAAGCUGUUGUACGCAGACCAGUGGAUGAUGACAAUUAAAGGGAGUUUUUUUAAUUCUUCUGUCAAAAUGAGGAACCUGUCCCAAAGGACACUUAAUAAAUGUACACAGACAAGUACAGUGCGACCUGCUGACAAAAGACAGUCAGUGACCAGUGAGCGAAUCUGUUUUCAUAGAUCAGGACUCUCGUAAGGAAAGGCAGGGAGUUUUAGAGGGAUCAAACUGAUGCUGGUUUAUAAUAAUAAAGUAACAUUAAUCACUUUUUGGAUAAAGGGAGCAGUGAUUUUUACCCUGAUUGCAAAUACUUGUUUUUGUUGAGGCUGUGUUUUGUUCUUGUGAAAAACAAACAUGUUUUUUUUAAACUCAACUAUCAUUAUAUGAGCUACAAAUCUCCAUCGUCAUGUUUUUUAACUUUGUGUCUUUUAGAUUUCUGAUUUAACCAUUUGUUUUUAAAUGUGAAGCAUUUUGUGUUUAUUUGCUGUAUUUUGUCGUUCUAUAUGAAAUGAGUCGGUUUCUGUUGUGGAAAGGUCCUUGACCAGAUAAUUGGAAGGAUCGUACCUGGUCCAAACUGGGGGAUUCUUUUACUUAAUUACUCUGUAAGAAAAUGACAAUGAUGUACGGGUGGGGCUUCAAUUAUUUUAUUUUUCUUGUAUGAGUUUUGGUCGUCAUUUAAAGGGGACUUAUUAUGAAAAUUCCACUUUUUUGGGCUUUUACACGUUAAUUUGGGUAUCUGGCAUGUCUACCGUCCCAAAAACUCUGGAAAAAAACAACUCCCACGAUUUGUUGUGGUUCCCCUAUUUCAGAAACGAGUGCGUCGAAUGGGAUUACGACCGAAAUAAACAUCAUAGUCCCACCAUGACCAUGUAGGGUUCUCGCUACAUGGCCUUGGACGAGCGAGCUAACGAUAGCCGGGCUAACGUUAGCGUUAGCUCGCUGCUGCUACCCGUCAGACAUUUAAGUGGCCGCAUAAAUAAGGGACCCCAGGGACACCGCUAAACGUUGACUCAACACUGUGGAAGGUGCCACUGCUGUGCCAGCUCAGGCUCCCACUGCUCCCACUGUGGGGCUGCGCUGGGGAGCUGGGGCUCUCGCAGCCAGGGUCACC